AUGUUGCCGUUGCCUCGACUCCCUCUACAGGCGAAAGGUGUACGUACUACGACCCUCCGCUCACUUGGGCCAGAUCUUUCAAGUUCUGCCUCUUACCUCUUUGUACGACGUUCUAAACAAUUUGGCUUGCCCUCCCGCGCCAUCCUCAUAAGUUCAUUUUCUCGGAGAGCCCAGUCUACGGCAACCCAGCCUCCGAAGAUCAUUGCGAGUCCCGAUGCACCUCCCAACGAGCCAUCCUCAGACCGAUCAGACGCACAGCCUCUGAAGACACAAGAGGAGGAUCCUGCACACGUCGAUUGGUCAAAGUCAUUCCAUGGGCUUUCUGCAGAGCCGUUCUCAAAAGAAGCGGCCGAUGUUCUCAUGGCGCCACUGAGCCCAGAUGAUGUGGAGAUAAAACCAGACGGCAUCAUCUAUCUGCCAGAGAUAAAAUACAGACGAAUACUGAAUAGAGCUUUUGGGCCUGGAGGAUGGGGCCUCGCGCCGAGGGGAGACACCAUCGUCACCGAUAAGGCAGUCACCCGAGAAUAUGCAUUACUUGCACACGGACGACUGGUGUCUAUAGCGCGAGGAGAGCAAGACUACUUCAACAAGGAUGGCAUACCGACUGCUUCUGAAGGGUGUAAAUCCAAUGCCAUGAUGCGGUGUUGCAAAGACCUCGGAGUUGCCAGCGAGCUCUGGGACCCGCGAUUCAUCCGAAAGUGGAAGGCAGAAUAUGCUAGGGAUGUCUUUGUAGAGCACCAAGGGACUAAGAAGCGGACGAAGAUAUGGUUGCGCAAGGGCGACCCAGUAUCGUAUCCAUAUGCGGAGAUCAAGAGAUGA
Messenger RNA from Exophiala spinifera, 819 nucleotides. Its product is annotated as mitochondrial genome maintenance protein MGM101. The transcript is spliced from 3 exons. Bases 1 to 819 code for a protein of 272 amino acids. Gene Ontology annotation, biological process: recombinational repair; interstrand cross-link repair. Gene Ontology annotation, cellular component: mitochondrial nucleoid; mitochondrial chromosome. Lineage: Eukaryota; Fungi; Ascomycota; Eurotiomycetes; Chaetothyriales; Herpotrichiellaceae. Gene Ontology annotation, molecular function: single-stranded DNA binding. The record is from RefSeq and is a predicted model, not a curated record.